Messenger RNA from Sycon ciliatum, 1591 nucleotides. Its product is annotated as universal stress protein Sll1654-like. The transcript is spliced from 4 exons. The record is from RefSeq and is a predicted model, not a curated record. The coding region runs from base 207 to 968 and encodes 253 amino acids. Lineage: Eukaryota; Metazoa; Porifera; Calcarea; Leucosolenida; Sycettidae.
UAUUCGCCUAGGUGUUGCCAGUGUUGGCUGCGUACCUACGUUGGUGAGCGACAAGACAGGUACACUAGGUGCGGCUGUCAAAGAAGUAGAAAUGGUGCGAAGAAUCAGUAAACAAACUGAUCGCUUGGUUUCCUGGCCGAAAUCGCAACACAGUUUUGCAGGUCAGAGCUAACGGUGCACCGCGGUUCUUCCAGAAGAGCGCAGCCAUGGCGGCAGACGGAUCGAGGUUCAAAGUGGAAGCGGUGGAUCGUGAGCAGCUCUCCGUCAGAAGCCUGGGCGAGCUGCUGGAGCUUCAGAAGCUCGCAGAAGAAAACAGUGACCAAACAGCUGUUCAGAGUUUAGGUGAGCUACUGGCGGACACACAGUCUGGUUCGCCGAGCGCUUCCAGGGCGAGAACGGGAUCAAAUGCCGAGGGCCGUCAGCGCAGCUCGAGCGCACUGUCCGAAUCUCAACUGCGACCGCGAACGUUGAGCGGUGCCGGGUCGCUGAUUCGUCCAGAUCGCUCCAUUGUGCUGGGUUUAGAUGGCAGCGAAGAGUGCAGGACUGCGUUUCAUUGGUAUCUGGAUGAACUGAGGAAGGACGGCGAUCAACUGCUGCUGGUGCACAUCUUUGAAACACCAUCACUACCCAUCCUCAGCCUCAAAUCAGGAUUAUCCAUUCCAUCUGAUGUUUGGCAAGCCAAGAUCAAGGAGAGCACAGCGGCGGCAGAGAAGCUGAUGUCGCAAUACGAAGCCGCUUGCAUGUCACACAAGGUUAACUAUCAGACAGUGAUUCGUAGCGGCGUACCGGGUGAAAUGCUGUGCAAGGUGGCAGAGGAGCGCGCCGCGGACUUCAUGGUACUGGGCUGCCGCGGCCGCAGCCUGCUACGACGCACGGUGCUCGGUAGCGUGUCGACGUUCACGAUCAACCACACCAGCAUACCCGUCAUGGUGGUGCCGCAUCCCCUCAAGCGACGCGAACGCCAUUAGCUGUCCGGCCUCGCACGUGCUGGUAACGUUUCUGACGCAUUCUGUUCAGAUGACGUGUGGAUAUGGCCAUGUCCAUAGCCACACUGGUCAGGACGUUCUGGUGGCCGCCGGCUGUAGGAAGUACAGGACAUUGUGUUCGACACUGCACUAUAGUAGGAGACCACCUUAAUUAAAUUGUGCAUGCGGUGUACACCCAUUCACAAAGCGUGGGCCGGGCUUGUCUUCACAUCGGCCAAGAAAACAUUGAUGGCAAUCAAUAGGAAAGGUGUUAGCUCCCGACACCGCAGCUUGCAAUACAAUCACUGGGAAUUUACUGAGAGAUAUCGAUUUUUAUACUGAAUUUUAAGACUACUUGUAUUGAGUAUGAUCAUGCAAGUACAUGUACAUGUAUAUAAUUAAUCACCAUUCUGGAUCAAGUAUUCGUUGCCCACAGCCCAUGGCAUACAACGUGGAAAGCUAGGCGGCAGCUGUGAAGAGUGAUUGUCACUGUACUACCACUACAGCGAGGCUGAAUUCUUCGAUAGUACGAUUCUUUUGGCGUGCGUAUUCUAACCAUCUUGUUCAAACCGUUCCACCAUUACAUUAUUUUAUUUAUAUUGAAUAAUAAUUCAUGAUAUCCAUCA